Microstroma glucosiphilum is the source of this 700-nucleotide messenger RNA. RefSeq names its product putative cytochrome C. Gene Ontology annotation, molecular function: heme binding; electron transfer activity. Gene Ontology annotation, cellular component: mitochondrial intermembrane space. Gene Ontology annotation, biological process: mitochondrial electron transport, cytochrome c to oxygen; mitochondrial electron transport, ubiquinol to cytochrome c. NCBI's taxonomy places the organism in Eukaryota, Fungi, Basidiomycota, Exobasidiomycetes, Microstromatales, Microstromataceae. The record is from RefSeq and is a predicted model, not a curated record. The coding region runs from base 54 to 380 and encodes 108 amino acids. The transcript is spliced from 4 exons.
CGCACCCUCCCCUCUCUUCCCUUCACUCUACCCGCACAUACACAUACAUCACAAUGGGUUUCUCAGACGGUGACACAAAGUCCGGAGCCAAGCUCUUCAAGACCAGGUGCGCUCAAUGCCACACCGUCGAGUCCGGUGGACCCAACAAGGUCGGUCCUAACUUGCACGGUCUCUUCGGCCGAAAGUCCGGUCAGGUCGAGGGCUUCUCUUACACAGCCGCCAACGUCAACAAGGGUGUCACUUGGGAGACCGACACACUCUUCGAGUACCUCGAGAACCCCAAGAAGUACAUUCCCGGCACAAAGAUGGCCUUCGCUGGUCUCAAGAAGGAGAAGGACCGCAACGACCUGAUUACCUGGCUCCGUGAGGAGACCAAGUAGAUUGGUCUUCAUCCCCCUUUCUCCCUCGGACAUAGAUUGGAUCAGGUGUUGAUGGCAGGGAGGGGCAGUGUACUCGCUUGGCUUGACGGGACGCAGGGAGGAUCUCGCAGAAAGGUCUUCAUCGAUACCAAUCAGGAGCUGCCACCCUAGAGAUUAUCACUCUUUUCCCCCCCUUCAUGCAAUGGUCUGUGCACAUCGCUCACUCUACCACCACUCUUAAUCCUUAUUACUCCCUUUGCUGUACGAGAGUCAGCCCUUUUGUUUACAUUGAUCAACAUCCAAGUAUCAUGCCUGGGAAAUUGCCUGCAGUUGAAUCAUGA